CUUGGGAGCAGAUGAUCUCUAACGCUAGCUUGUAGUCCUCUACAGGCUAAACUAGCUGAGUUAUCUGGCUUCCACAGCUGGAUAAAUCCACAUCGCUGUUACCCGCUAUCAUUUGAGAGGACUCCACCAUCUGGCGAGAUCAUGGCAGAUUUCUCGCUCGCAGAUGCUUUAGGAGAUGACACGCCGAGCCAGGCUAAGAAAAUGGGAAACACCAACCCAUCGGCCCCAGCUGGGAAUCCUCCACCCGCUGUGAACCCAGGAUGGCCCGGUUCAGCCCCCGGAGCUCCCACCCAGCCCUCCGCCCCGAGUGAUUACGCUGGGGGAUCUUCUGGCCCAGGGGCACCCGGGCAGUUCCCAUUCCCCUCAGGUCCUGGAGCACCAGGGCAAUAUCCAGGACCUCCAUCAGCACCUGGUGGGUUUCCUGCUGGCCCUGGGAUUCCUGGACAAUAUCCACCUGCACCAGGGGCUCCAGGGCAGUUCCCUUCCAGCCCCGGAGCUCCUGGGCAGUUUCCUGGGCAGUACCCAUCUGAAGGUUCUCCAGGACAGCUGCCCGGAGGUCCUGCUCCUUACCCAUCUGGACCAUUUCCCUCUGGCCCUGGAGCUCCACCUGGGCAUUAUCCAAAUGUGCCUUUCCCAGGUGGUCAGCCAGGAGGAGGCAAUGGGAUGUACGGACCAGGUGGUCCAGGCGCUUUCCCCCCUCCAGCUGGCCCCGGUUCUUUCCCUGCAUUCCCUUCUGGUGGCUUCCCCCCAAUACCCCCUGGAUCAUGGGGACCACACGCAGGCGGCGGCUUCCCUCCAGCCCCUGGCCCCUUCGGUCCUGGUCCUGGGCCAAUGGGUCCGUAUGGUGGCGCAGCUCCAGGAGGCAUGCUGAUGGUGCCGUAUGAUCUCCCACUACAUGCUGGAAUCAUGCCUCGACUUUUAAUCACAAUCGUUGGGGAGCCUGUUCCUGGUGGAGACAGGUUCAAUGUCGAUUUCAUGAGAGGUCAAGAUGUCGUCUUUCACUUCAAUCCUCGAUUUCAUGAGCAAACUAUUGUUAGAAACUCCAACCUGGGAGGCUGUUGGGGGCCAGAGGAACGGGAAGGAGGCUUCCCAUUCGUUCAGGGCCAACGUUUUGAGCUGAAGAUCCUGGUGGAGGACGACAUGUUCAAAGUGGCGGUGGAUGGCACCCACCUGCUGGAGUACGAGCACAGAGUGGGCGGGCUGGAGGAAGUUAACCUGGUGCGAGUGUGCGGAGACAUCGACCUCUACAGCGCAGCGCCGAGCAUGAUCUGAAUUUUCAAGAGCUACUAAACCAGAUGCUGCACGGGAGACCUGGGUCAAACUUUACAGCUGUAUUUGAAAUCAUUUCAAAUACUUUGAUGCAUUUGAUGGAAUUUGCAAAGCGCAGUAGUCAGGAAAGUGCAGCCUUUGCCCACCUGGCACUUCUUUACUUAUCACAGAACAGAUGGCACAUUAACCCAGGUCGGCACAAUAUAAUCCUUUUCUUUUUUUUUCUGCUGGAUGAUGUCUCAUUUUAUAACCACUUACAGUCCAUUAUAUUUUGUGACAUAACAGUAUCUACGUAGUGAAUGAGGUAAAAGGACAUCUGAAACAUGUAGAUGUUACAAAUAGAUACAAAUUUAUACUUAUUAUGAUUGUUGAGGAAGUGGAAAAGUAUGAUAUGUCCCAAACAUUUCAUAUAUUUUCCACUCGUAUGCUGUAUUUUGUUUACAGUACGUGAUUGUUAAUUAUAGUUCAAUCAAAACCUUGAUAAGCCUUUAUAAUGCAUGAGAGUGUGAUGCUGAUAAUCAACUUAGUCUCCUCUCCGUCAUCUUAUUCCAGUUCUGGACGGCACUUAAAGGAUUCACUAGCCUGUAGACGAAUGACGAAGUUUCUUAAAAUGUAUUUAUAUACUGACAUAGACCUUCUCCUUUCUUCAGUAUUAAUCCUGCUGUGCUCUCAGGCUGGAGGGUCGCACGGUGUCUUACUAAAUAUGAUUUCAUGUUGAAGUCAAAUCUAAUAGUAAAGAAAAAGAGAGAGGCUCAAAUUAAAGUGAAUAGUUGGAAGCAGGAGGUAUGGGGUCUCUUGAUUUGUUGCCAAAGAUAACAGUGAUACAGUAUUUUCAGAGUAUGUGCUUAUAAAUAAAGAGGCAACAAACAACGAA
Scomber japonicus (chub mackerel) is the source of this 2143-nucleotide messenger RNA. It is a transcript of the gene lgals3a, whose product is annotated as lectin, galactoside binding soluble 3a. The transcript is spliced from 6 exons. Gene Ontology annotation, cellular component: nucleus; immunological synapse. Gene Ontology annotation, molecular function: carbohydrate binding; IgE binding; laminin binding. Gene Ontology annotation, biological process: positive regulation of calcium ion import; positive chemotaxis; monocyte chemotaxis. NCBI's taxonomy places the organism in Eukaryota, Metazoa, Chordata, Actinopteri, Scombriformes, Scombridae. The coding region runs from base 142 to 1272 and encodes 376 amino acids. The record is from RefSeq and is a predicted model, not a curated record.